Messenger RNA from Myotis daubentonii (Daubenton's bat), 1744 nucleotides. Its product is annotated as hsc70-interacting protein-like. Bases 141 to 554 code for a protein of 137 amino acids. Lineage: Eukaryota; Metazoa; Chordata; Mammalia; Chiroptera; Vespertilionidae. The transcript has a single exon. The record is from RefSeq and is a predicted model, not a curated record.
GCCUCAGCCUCACCUGUGGCCUUCCUAAGCUUCAUGACCAUAGACCUGUGCAAAGUGAGGGAGCUUUGGGCCUGGGUGUAAAUGUGUAAGCAGGAUCCAAGCAUUCUGCAUACUGAGGAAAAGCCUUCUUGGGGGAGUGGAUGAGCAGCAUGUGGAGGUGUAAAGUACUACCUGUUACUCAUAAAACUAAAUCAGAGGAAAAUAUUAAGAAGGAAAAAACAGAUAGUAAGAAGGUAGCAGAAAAUGUAAAAUCAGAGGAAACAUUAAGUGAGAAAAAUGAUCUCGGAAAUGACCAUGAAGGUGUGAUUGAACCCAAUUCUGAUGCCUCUCAAGAAAUGAGAGAUGAAAGUGUAGAGAUAACUGAGGCCAUGAUGGAUCAGGCAAAUGAUAAAAGUGUGGCUGCCAUUGAUGCCCUAAGUAAUGGUGAACUACAGAAAGCCAUUGACUUGUUCACAGAUGCCAUCAAGCUGAAUCCUCACUUGGCCAUUCUGUAUGCCAAGACAGCCAGUGUCUUUAUCAAAUUACAGAAGCCAAAUGCUGCCAUUGGAGACUGACAGAGUUAUUGAAAUAAAUCGUUAUUUAGCUCAGCCUUACAAAUGGCAAGGCAGAGCACACAGACUUCUGGACCACUGGGAAGAAGCAGUCCAUUAUAUUGACCUUGUGUGUAAAUUGGAUUAUGAAGAUGCUAGUGCGAUGAUGAAAGAAGUUCAACCAAGGGUCCAGAAAAUUGCAGAACAUUGGAGGAAAUGUGAGUGGAAACCUGAAGAGUGAGAGGUCAAAGAAAGAAUGGAAAGGGUUAAGAAGACUCCUAACAAAAUGAGAGAGCCAAGAGGGAGGAAGAAGCCAGAGGACAAUCAGGAGCUCUGUAUGGCUCAUUUCCAGCUAGCUUUCCUUGAAGAAUGCCUGGUAAUUUUUUUCUGGAGGAAUGCCUGGAUUGGGAAGAGGCAUGCCUGAAUAGUAGGAAUGCCUGGGCUCAAUGAAAUUAUUUGUGAUCCAGAGGUUAUUGAAUCCAUGCAGGAUCCAGAAGUUAUAGUGGCCUUUCAGGAUGUGGCCCAGAACCUGGCAAAUAUGUCAAAAUAUCAGAGCAACCCAGAGGUUGUUAAUCUCAUCAGUAACUUGUCAGCCAAAUUUAGUGGUCAAGUGUAAUGCCCUUCUUACAAAUAAAAUCCUUGCUGGAGGAAAAGCAACCUAAAUCUCCCAAAUGGAUAUUGCAAAAUACAAACCAGUGUACCUCUGAACUUCUCAUGAAGAAAGCUUUGAAGAGAAUCCUUACCUCUCUGCCCCACAUAAAGCUGUAAUAUUUUAUAGUGAUUUUCCAUUAGAAUGUUCAUUCAGAUAAUGUUCUCCUACUAGGAAUUACAAACUUUAAACACUUUUAAACUUUAAUAUUUCAAAACAAAUAAAAAAGGUGUGUCAGCCCAGUUGGUGUGGCUCAGUGGUUGAGCGUCAACCUAUGAAUCAAGAGGUCUCGAUUCAAUUCCCAAACAGGACACAUGCCCAGGUUGUGGGCUUGAUCCCCAGUAGGGGGUGUGCAGGUGGCAGCUGAUCAAUGAUACCCUCUCAUCAUUGAUGUUUCUCUCUCCCUUUCUCUCUGAAAAUCAGUAAAAAAUAUAUUUUAAAAAACCCUACAUUUUUGUUUACUAAUUAUUUUGGUGUUUUCCUUUGAAUUAAUUGGGCAAAGAAGAUACUUCAGAAUGGAAAAUUUAUUGCUCAGUUUGAGUAAAAUAAAGGCUUAUUAGUGGGA